Messenger RNA from Didymella exigua CBS 183.55, 1009 nucleotides. RefSeq lists its product as uncharacterized. The record is from RefSeq and is a predicted model, not a curated record. The transcript has a single exon. Lineage: Eukaryota; Fungi; Ascomycota; Dothideomycetes; Pleosporales; Didymellaceae. Bases 336 to 974 code for a protein of 212 amino acids.
GACUUCAUGUGAAGGGUGACAUGCGUGACCAGAGCCGUCAAGACGGAAGUACUUGCCCACGAAGGAGCGCGCAAUGGCUUGGUUGGACUUCUCAGCGAAACCCAUGUUAAGAAAACUCUGUGACAAUUAAGAGAGUGGAGGAAGGGUGGAGGAAGUCCUGGAGAAGGACUGUCCAGAGAGUGUCAAGGGAGCCAGGUAGGCGAUCUGCACAGAAUCUUACGAACGGAUCCGAGUGAAGGACAUGAUGAACCUUUAAGUUCAGAUGGUAUGAGCAUGGGCAGAGCAACCCGCACCCAGAUAAGGAUUUGCCAGGCGGCAACGAGGCGUGCCCACGGAUGGUCUCGACGUUGUUAGGGUAUCAAUCCAACCCAUGCUUUGAUGAUCGGCCUGUGCCAGUCCUGGCUAGCAGGGCGGGGCCACGCGAUGGGAUGCUCUUAGCACUUGCACGGUUCGCCGUACCCUGGCGCGGCUUCAUGCGCGAAGUCUGCUGGCGAGGAAGCGCAGCCAGGACUGGGGAUCCUUUGGCAGUGGAGCGGCUGACAUGUCGCACUCGAAGGGUGAUGCAAUGCGCCCAUCGCCGACCAGCUGGGGUUGCUUUUGAGAAAAUGACCUCCCGACCGACGCCAUGUUGCAGAAGGGGAGGCGGAGGCUGCCGAAUUGCGACAACUGCGACCGCCUCUCUCACCAGGAAGUCGCCUCCUUUCUAUCUGGCACUCCACGAAGGCUAUCAUGGCCCUCUUGGCUGGCGACUCCUCGCCGCGCAUUCGACGGAGCAGCGGAUUGCAAAUAGUUUCUUGUCAGGACGACGGACUAGUCCGGUAAGAGUGCCGAAUGCAGCGUCAAAAUGUGGGUGCGUGCUGCUGAAACGGUGCAAAGGUGCUGUGGAAGAACUCUUGGUUACUUGGCGCGUUACCGAUGAGAGGGAAAGCCGAAAUGCCGCGCAGCCCCUCGCUCUUUCCUGGGCAACGCUGUAAGGACGGCCAGGGUGCGCAGCUUUUAGAAGGUUGGG